This is a messenger RNA of Glycine soja, 748 nucleotides long. Its product is annotated as GDSL esterase/lipase CPRD49-like. The coding region runs from base 289 to 555 and encodes 88 amino acids. NCBI's taxonomy places the organism in Eukaryota, Viridiplantae, Streptophyta, Magnoliopsida, Fabales, Fabaceae. The transcript is spliced from 2 exons. The record is from RefSeq and is a predicted model, not a curated record.
GAAUAUAGCAUGGUUGAUAUCUAAGAAUUUACAUCUUCAACAUAAAACCUGUAAGACCUUAAAUCUAUUAUGCUGGCAUAUAAGUUUAGAAGAUGACCGGUUGCUUUUCUAGUUAAAACCUUAACCUUUGACAUUCUUACCCUAAUUUCCUUUGGAAUUAUAAUAUGAUUUUAAAACCUCUGAGGAAUAAAUUAUUGAAAUGAAACCAGUGAUCCACGGGGGCUGCUGCUAAGAACAAAUGAAGCUUGUAGAAUAUAUGCAUAAACAUGUUUAGAGGUGUGCCGUGAGAUGAAUGUCACGGCCAUUGAUCUAUGGUCUGUUAUUCAGAAAAAAGAUAACUGGAGAGAUGUUUGCUUCAAUGAUGGAAUUCAUCUUUCAACUGAGGGAAGCAAGAUAGUAACAAAAGAGAUAUUGAAGGUGCUUAAAGAAGCAGAGUGGAAACCUAAUUUAUAUUGGAGGUCAAUGCCAAGUGACUUUGGGGAAGAUUCACCAUAUGAUCCAGUUGGACCUGAUGGAAAGACAACUAUUAACCUUUCCAACUUUGCUUUCCCAUAGAAUGAGCUAUGGGAUUAGACUUGUAUUUGUUGAAAACUAUAAAUAGACAUUCCACAAUUCAUUGUAUCCUUAGGCAUUAGUCACAAAAUAGGCUUUAAUUAAUUUUGUGUUUUGUGCCUGAUGAAAUAUAAUAUUCUUUGUUGUUAUACGCUCAAUAAUAAAUGGGUGAUGAUUUGACCCUGGCUUUUCACCA